GGAUGCCCGUUCAAACGACAGACUUGUGUGAGUGUGAGUCUGUGGAUUGUGGAUGUGUGCUCAUGAUGAAACCAUCUGCUAUCAACAUCUCUUUCUCAUCCAUCCAAAGAAUUCCCAUUCAACAGUUUUGUCAGUCAACUUAGACACCUUCCCCAGAGCAGACGUGCGGUUCGUGAGCUCUUGUCUCCGAGUACUAACUUCUGAGAGUUUCGCAUCCUCCUCCUCCUCGUCGUCGUGGUCGUGGUCGUGGCCGUCUUAGUCAUCUGAGAAAUCCCACGAGUCAACCCUAUCCAUCAUAUAUCGAUCUAGGUGAAGAUGGUCAUCCGCAUGGAUCGCGAGCUUAGCCAAGAACUGAACCAGUGUGCCGAGAGUGCAACCACAACCAUCUCGGUUUCGUCGACCACCAUGCCACCUCAGAGCAACCACCCAAUAAGUCCCGUAGAGUCUACACGAGUCAGACGAAGGUCAUCCUCGUCCUCGAUCCACAAGUCACAUCCAGCCGUCAAGGCCAACAGAAACACCCGUGCCGAAUUCCGAAGACUGAAAACCAUUGUUCCUUCCAUUCAACGCAAGGACCGUGUGUCCAAGCUGGACAUUAUCCUUGAAGCUAUCAAAUACAUCGAUGAUCUCCAAGACCAGCUCUUCGAUCGUCUGGGCUCCCCGGUGGGAGAAUCGUUCGGCGAAUCGGAUCAGCGCAUGUCAACCGCCCAAUUCGCUCGCGCCCUCUCCAAUUGCGAGGCCCUCCGGGGCUUUGGUGUCUCCGGACCUCUCCAUAGUGAUGAAAGUGAAGAUGAGGACGAUGAAGAUGAAGCUAUGAGUGAUGACGAGUGUGUGAAGGUGACGGAGGGCCUACUUCCAAGCACAAUCAUGACCGGGCUCCCGGACAGUUCCACAGAUCCUCCGAGUGAUGACUCGGGCUCCUUAAACGGAAGCCUUUGAUUUGGUCACACGAGUGGACCAAAUCACACCUUUCGCUCUCUGACUCAUCCCCACCACAACCACCACUACCAACACCAACACCUCCAAUUCCUCUCCAAUGGGUCAGAAGUGACCAAAUGCACUGGAUAUGUACAAAUGUUCCACAAACGAGAUUCCUCUUCUUCCUCCUCUCUCUUUCCGAGUUUUAAGUCCACAUCCCGGCUCACUCCCGGGAUGUUGGGAAGCAUCCGAUUACUUUUUCCGUUGUGUAAUUUUAUAUCCUCGAUUCAAGAUUCAAUCAAUCCAAUCCAAUGACCAUGAUAUUGGUGAUGAUUUACUUCGUCAACAUUCCAAUUCGCCCAACUUCAUACCGAAGCAAAGCUGUGAUAUGUGUUCCGAUUUCUGCAAGAAAUCCAAGCAAUAUACAAAUAAAUCACCUCGAUCUAAACAUGA
Tigriopus californicus is the source of this 1371-nucleotide messenger RNA. RefSeq lists its product as uncharacterized. The transcript has a single exon. Gene Ontology annotation, molecular function: protein dimerization activity. NCBI's taxonomy places the organism in Eukaryota, Metazoa, Arthropoda, Copepoda, Harpacticoida, Harpacticidae. The record is from RefSeq and is a predicted model, not a curated record. Bases 316 to 939 code for a protein of 207 amino acids.